Molecule: messenger RNA, 1173 nt
Organism: Aedes aegypti (yellow fever mosquito)
Lineage: Eukaryota; Metazoa; Arthropoda; Insecta; Diptera; Culicidae
Product: transcription factor BTF3 homolog 4
Exons: 2
Coding region: 159-629 (156 amino acids)
Cellular component (GO): cytosol; nascent polypeptide-associated complex
Source: RefSeq, a predicted model, not a curated record
AAUCCACCAUCGAGCACGCAUCGCCGCCUUCUUCACACUGGUCGAAUCGGUCAUCUCGUCUAAUGGAUUAGAGAGCUUGCAGCGCACUCUAGCCGACUUCGCUCUCUUUGAUCGAAAUUUGUCAGAAUUUUCACAUUGAAAAUCAUCUCCCAGCGACCAUGAACGCGGAAAAGCUGAAGAAACUGCAGGCUGAGGUGCGUAUCGGCGGCAAGGGCAUGCCCCGUCGCAAGAAGAAGAUUGUGCACACAAAUUCCGCUGUGGAUGACAAAAAGCUGCAGCUGUCGCUGAAGAAGCUCGGCGUGAACACCAUCCCCGGAAUUGAGGAGGUUAACAUGAUCAAAAAUGACGGAACCGUGAUUCAUUUCAACAACCCGAAGACACAGGCUUCUCUUGCAACCAACACAUUCGCCAUCACUGGUCACAGUGAAUCGAAGCAGAUUACGGACAUGCUUCCGAGUAUCAUUACCCAGCUGGGACCGGAAGGACUUAACCAGCUGAAGAAAUUGGCCACGGCAGCGGUAGCUGAGGACGAUGACGAUGUGCCGGAGUUGACGGAAAACUUUGAGGAAGCCUCCAAGCAAGAGGUGGAAAAUAUUACGCAGAAGGUGCAGGAGAUUCCAGUUUCAUAAAUUGACUCCCCCACCCUCGCCUUGCUACUGCGCGCCUCUUCGCUCCGCUUUUCAACAAUAUUAUAGUCGCUCCCAUCCCCUCACAACAAAAAUGGUAAGGAUGUGUUUCUUUUUCUUUGUGCGUGCUGGUUCAGCGCUGAAAAAAAAAUUCUGCUCCACAAAAGUACACAUCUUCACACAAGUCAGCCGACAGGAAUAGCAGGUAGCAUUUCAUCAGAACAAGAAGCACCCCAUUUCUCGAGUGCCAUUUGCCAAGUAGCAGCCAGCAGAGGCGAGAACCUUCCCCCCUUUUAGGAGCUUUUUGGGCGCCGGUCAGUGCGGGGUCGAAAUCUCGCCGGCCAGUCGGAAAUGGGACAAAUCAAUUGCAACAUCUAAAUCUGCGCGAACACUCUGUGACUUGUACAUAACUAAGAGAGUAAAAUUGAAGAUCAAAGCUCUAACAGCAAAACUGCAGAAGAAAAUUUCGUUAUGAACACAUUUUAAUAAACAAAAAAAAAACUGAAUAAAGAGUAGAUUUAAGGAAACAUAAGGUAUCCAAAACAGA